UCUUAGUUUCUGCAUGUCUGAAAUUUGACUUUACUUCUGCCACUGUUACUAAACAGAAAGGUGCUGAUGGCAGCACAGCAUUGCAAGUGUUAUUAGUAGAUGGAGCUUUUUGUUUCAAAAGGUUUAGGCUCCUGAGUGAAUAUAAAAGGCCAGGCAGAUUGACAGGACAAUGACCUUGGCUAAAUGUUUUCUUUUUCUCCCCCUCUGGUGUGCUCUGAUGAUCAGAGGGGCUGUUCAGAUGCCUGGAGUGGUCAGGGGUCAUCAAAGGGCAGCUGUCCACUAUAAAGGGGCCUGUCUGGAGCUCCGUCUGCACAUAGCAUCAUUUCAGCCUGAAGCCAGCUGGAGGAAGGAAGAAGAUCUUUGCUUCUCUCUAAUUAUCGUUGGAGUAGAUUUUGUGGGUUUCAGUUCCAAUGGAAGCCAGAGUCCUGACAGUUUUUGGAACAAUCCUCCUCUGCUCUUUUGGAGUUGUUUUCGCCACCCAAAGGCACAGAUAUCUCACAGGCCUUGAGACCAGUUCAGCAUUCAGAAAUCUCUCAUUUAAUCGCAGCAGAUACCCUCUGUACAUGAUGCAGCUGUACCACUCCUUCAGGACUGCUGAUUCCUCAUCGCCAGUAGCUAUUAACACCAUUACAAUGCAAGGUGACAACCUGUCAGCACACAGUUCUGACGCCAUCCUAAGUCUGAUGGCCAGAGGUUGCCAUCAAGUGGGUGAAAGAUGGACAGUCACAUUUGACAUGUCAUCCAUCUCUACCAAUGAAAUUGUGCAGCUGGCAGAACUUCGGAUCAGACUGCCUGCUUUCUCUGGCUCCAAGCGUGCCACCUUGGAUUUAUAUCACUCUGGAAAGAGUUGUAACCUUGGCAGCGCAUGCCAGGAUGAGCACCUUUUCCUGGGGAGCUUAGACACAUCCGCCAGCAGCACAAAGUCUGCCUGGAAGGUUUUUAACGUGACUACUCUGUUAAAAUACUGGUUGUACCAGGGAGAUGGAGUGCCGAGUCAAGAGGCCUCAGGAGAACCUGAGGCGGACCAUGGGAGCGGUGCUGAGGAUGAAGGUGACAUCACUGACAAGUCAAUCUUCAAGAAUUUGGGAUUUAGGCAAAGAAAAAUACACCAUCCAACCACUAAUCGGGUCAUGAUGGUCAUCUUCUCUAAGCACAACCUGCCCCAGGAAGGCCAAACAGCACACAGUCUCAUUCACACAGUGGAGAACUCCAAGUAUGUGACAAUGGACAGAUUCAGCAGUGACAGUCAAAGUCGACGCCACAAAAGGAACAGAAUGGAGAGGAUGAGGGUGGCUGCAGGAGCUUCACCCACUCCUGCACCAGCAGCAGAGCCGGCCCAGAGGCCGCUGUGUCGGAAGGUAGACAUGUGGGUGGACUUUGACCACAUCGGUUGGGACGAGUGGAUUGUGCACCCUAAACGCUACAAUGCGUUCCGCUGUGAGGGAGAGUGUCCUACACCACUGGAUGAGUCCUUCAACCCAACCAACCAUGCAUAUAUGCAGAGCCUGUUGCAACAUCACCAUCCAGAGAGAGUUUCUUGCCCGUCCUGUGUGCCCACACGUCUCAGCCCGCUCUCCAUGCUGUACUACGAGAAUGAUGAUUUGGCCCUGCGGCAUCACGAGGACAUGAUUGUUGAAGAGUGUGGAUGUCACUGAAGGCCAGCACAUCACUGGUUUCACUGCCGGCCCAAAAGCAACUACUGACAGAGCGUAAUCUUGAACUUUAGUGCAACUGCUUCUUAAACGUCUUCAUGUAAACAUUAAUGUUCAUUUAUUACAUUUAAAGUUCCUAGUCAUUACAACAGGAUAUGAGUGUUAAGUUUGAAGGACAUUAUAUUUCAUCCAUACUGGGUGGUACACGAUAGUAUAUGUCUUUAGUUAGGAUAAAGCUCUGUUAUGCAAAUGUAAUAUGUUGUCUAUUUAUACAUUAUAAUGUAUAUUUUGUACAUAAAAUUUGAAACAUAUAUUAAAACCUUAUUUUGACAUGA
This is a messenger RNA of Etheostoma cragini (Arkansas darter), 1987 nucleotides long. It is a transcript of the gene spaw, whose product is annotated as southpaw. Gene Ontology annotation, cellular component: extracellular region. NCBI's taxonomy places the organism in Eukaryota, Metazoa, Chordata, Actinopteri, Perciformes, Percidae. The record is from RefSeq and is a predicted model, not a curated record. Gene Ontology annotation, biological process: SMAD protein signal transduction; BMP signaling pathway. The transcript has 3 exons. Bases 411 to 1655 code for a protein of 414 amino acids. Gene Ontology annotation, molecular function: growth factor activity; type I activin receptor binding; cytokine activity.